AUGGCAGGAAAACUAUUCAGCAAAGAAGAAUUGAAUUACUUCAAAUGUUCAUCCAUUGUUCUGGACGAAGUUCCAAAGAUGUUACGUCAGACAUUUGCAACAAUGUGGGACAGCAAGAUUGCCACAUUGCCAGGUUAUCGAGUAUGGGAUGAUUCUACCACGGUCCGCAAUCUUCUCCUGACAAGAGAAGGCGGAAAAUCUGAUAUAUCAACCAGUAAAUCGAUCAAUGAUUGGGAUUGUACAGCUCUGUUUAAAGCUACAAUUUACUCCAACACUUUUGGCCUCGUCACGUAUAAGUCUACGAAGACACUUUAUCAUCAAUACCUUAAAGGAAGGAAACCUAGUCCUUUCCAUUCUUCAGUGAUUAGUCCAACUGGAAAUCCGGAUGAAACUGUAACAUUAGCAAUCGAUCAACUUCGUCUACUCAGAAACACUUUAUGUCACAUACCUAAGCCAACAAUUAGUAAAGUUGAUAUUAAUUAUUAUAUUCAGCUAGCAAAGGAUGCUUUUACAGCAACAGGAGUCUCAGUAGUUGGUAUCGAUGACAUUGGUUGCCUUAAAGAAGAAGACUUUCCAACUGCUAUAGUUAACGAGUUAAUUGACGGAAUGAAGACCGAGUUACAAGAAACCAACAAGUUUCUUCAACAAGAAGUCAUGGAGAAAAUAUCUGGUUUCGAAAAUGCUCAAGAAGAAGUCAUGGAGAAAAUAUCUGGUUUCGAAAAUGCGCAAGCAACAUUUCUUCAUGAUAUUAAUGGGAAGUUAGAAGGCGUGAAAAUGGAUAUCAUUGAUCAAGCUUCCAAAAAUGGUAAUUGUACAAUUUUUUUGUUUUAGCUAAAUUAAUAUGUCAACUGUUCAUUUCAAUCGAUUGGACUCACUUGAGAACAUAUUAAUGUGAAUCCUUUGAAUCUUCAUUUCAUACCUUUUGUUGCAUGCCAUAUAUGGAAUGCAACUUUCAUAUAUCUCAAAAUGUUAUGUCGCGGCGUACCGGCGGUGGAAAAUCACUUGGCAGGUUCGUAUAAAAUCCGACAAAUACCGAGUUUUUCCAACGAGCAUUUACGAGCAUAAUAAGUAUUAUUAUAAAUUUUGAAUCAUGUCGAAAACGCAAGAAAAUAUUGAUUGUGACUAUGGUUCAUUGGUGGACCUCACUGAUCUCAAAAAUAUGGCUUUAUGCCAGGAGAGGGAAAAACAAGAUUUCAAUUUUCAAAAGCAUAUAUUUGGAAAAUCACGUUUCACACAAUGAGCUUUGAAGCAAUUUUUGCCUUGAAGAAAUGAGAAGAAUUGAUUUACUAUGGAAAAUCGUGAAAUAUAGGGCAAGUUUGCUUUGAAUGUUGUUGCUUUAAUUUAUUGCGUAAAACAUGCACUGCUUUCCUUUUCAAUGAAGCUGUAAGUUUCCUAAAUUACUCUAGCUGUUUAAUUUAAGAAAAAAAUGUAAAUACAAAACAUUUUACGAAGUGAUUCAGGAUAAUUUUUACAUUAAAUCAAAGCUCGCAAAAUGCAAAAUAACAUACCUUCAGUACAUAUUUCGGAAAAACUAUUCAUUGUUAUAUAGUUAAAAGCAAUAAUCUUUCAACUAUUUUGGCGUGUUGUACAAGAAAUAUAAUUAGAAAUUAAAAUUAUCGUGUUGCUAUGGCAACACUGACGAAAACGCGAGCCUGCGUUCAGUGUCGAUCAUUAUUAUUAAUAUUUCAUGUUAAAUCAAUGUUUGAAAAAUAUAGGCGAGGGGUUGCUGUAUGCAUGUAUUUCUAGUUUACCUUAUAUACUCUGUUAUUUGUUGUGAUUUUGGAGCCGUUGUGCUUGCACUGACGAGUAUGACUAAAGGGAGAGUUACCAACCGGAGAGUUAUCUCGGAGAGUUAUGAUUUCGGAGAGUUCUGUUCGAACCACGCCAAAACCAAGCCUACUUUCCCCAAUGACCACACCCAAUUUCUUAACUCUCCCGACGUUUCCUUGAACUAACAUGAGAGUGUUAUGUUUGACGUAACUCUCUCUCUCUCGUUAACAUUAUGAAGAUGUUAGAGAGUUAUCAUUUUUUAUAACUCUCCGCGUUCACGAUUGUGGCAAUGAAGAGAGUUAUGUCAGUUUUUUGAGAAAACCUUAGUAAAGCUUGUUUCUUCAGAUUUUCAUCUUAUAUUUUGGUAUUUCAGUUUGUAACGUGUCAAUAGCAUGCGUCCAAACAGGAAAUAGUACAACUUGACGUCCAAACAGGAAAUAGUCAAAACAAUGAGAUGCUUGCAUCAGAAGGGUCAAAGUACCCCAAGAAGCAUGCUUUGACGUGUAUUUGGCAGUAAAUACGGUAAGCAUAGUUGCAAGAAAAUUGCGAAAAUUGAAUCUUUCAGAAAUUCAGGUUUUGGAAAUACUUUCCCAGAUCAACCAAUAGGGCAUUACAUUGGAAAGGUUUUCUGGUUCUAUCUGAGCUGUAUCUGAAUGCUGGCCGGGCUUUGUAGAUAAUCCAAGUGAGCAUGUAUAAUAGUUUAUUUACUCGUACUCGCUUCACUUGGUAAGUACUAAAGUACUACCAGUUUCUACUAGCGUGGAAUGUUAAAGCUGAAACUUGAGAAAAAAGUAAAUUCACAAUUAUAAUUUACUAAAAUGUGGAAGUUUUUUUCAAAAAACUGACGGACAUAACUCUCUUCAUUGGCAUUGCCACAAUCGUGAACGCGGUGAGUUAUAAAAAAUGAUAACUCUCUAACAUCUUCAUAACGUUAACAAGAGAGAGUUACGUCAAACAUAACUCUCUCAUGUUAGUUCAAGGAAACAUCGGGAGAGUUAAGAAAUUGGGUGUGGUCGUUGGGAAAAGUGGGCGUGGUUUGGGCGUGGUUUGGGCGUGGUUCGAACAUAACUCUCCGAAAUCAUAACUCUCCGAGAUAACUCUCCACUUCAUAACUCUCCGUUUAGCCGGUCCCUGUACUGACUAGAUAUCUAUCAAGCGCUAUUAUAUAGCGUGAAAGGCCACACUAUCAAAAUACUCAAUUUUAUACUCAAACUGAAACGGAGCCAUUGUGCUCGCACUUACUAUUUAUCAGGCCGAUUUGAAAAAAUUGGUAAAUUGGUAAAAACCAUGUUUGAUAUUUACCAGGAAAAUACCAAUAACAGUCAAUAUUAAACAUCAGGGCUUUUUUACUAAUUUACUAUAUGGGAAAUCUAUAAUAACCGACAAUGGUAUGAGUUCAAUUUUUACAAUGAUAGUAUACAUCUUUAAAAACCAUUCAACACCAUUAAUGGAAAUUUAAAUUUUUUCCUGUGUGAUUAGUUCAUUUUUAUCACGUAAUCGGUUUAAAUUUUUGUUUCUUCUGUAAACAUGCAGUAUUUUUUUCUAACUCAAUCUACUACUUUCAGACGAAAGGCGUUCGCUCGAAACUUCAGAUGAAGCGAAAUUGCAUCCUAUAUCGCAGGAGAAAGAAUUAAAUUUCCAUUAAUGGUUUUGAAUGGUUGAACUGAGCUCUUACCAUUCCAUUAUUGGUUAUUGGUUAUUAGAAAUUUCCCAAACAGUAAAGUUUGGUUUUCUUAGGGACCAGUCAUAAAGUAAAAGCUGGGGUGGGCUGGGAAAAAUAGGGGGUGGUUCACUAUUUCUGUGCACGGUUGAAAGGGUGGGUCAUCGAAAGUUAUUUGCAAUCAUAAGGGUGGGCCAUGUAAAAAUAUGCAGAAAUUUUUCAAGGGCACGUGUAUUAAAAUUCAUAUUAUAAAAAUAGAAAUAAAAUGUAUCAGAAUCCAUGUGUAGAAUUUAUACCACAAACGUUAACCUCAAACUUAAAAGCUGGAUUUACUGUCUUGGCCAAUCAGUGGCGGACACUAGUGGGUAUGAGACUCCCCCUCCCCCCCACCUCCAAUAAUUUUGAAUGACUGUAAAAAUCUCGCACCAAAUAACACAAAUCGUGCACACUCAUAUAAUGUAAUCGUCGUGAUAAUAUAAUGAUAUAUGUUUCUGUACUGUACAUGUCACAACAUAUGCAUUUUAUACACUCUUUUUUGACAGAUACUAGGGGGUCAACUUUUUGUAACAGGCACUUCUUUAAAUGUUAUUGUCGAUUUUUUCUUGUUUCCGAAGCUUAUACCAUUGUUUAGCGGCGAAAUUCCCUGUGCACAAUAAUAUUUGAAUGCGUAUUAAACUAUUAUGCUUAAAACAAUGGAUAAUUCAAUUGACAUCAUCACUUAGCAAAUAAAGUUUUACAUUGUCAUUGGCGUGUUAAUUAAAUUAAAGCACCUUGCAAUUCCAUUCACAAAUGUAAAUAAUCAUGUAAUUAUAUAUUUUCUCUGAAAUGUUGAUUUUCUCUGAAAUGUUGAUGUGAUUUAUAACAAAACGCAUCAUUGAAACAGUGUUUUGAAAACUAGUUUUUUCGCAAAAUGUGUUCUCAGAAUGCUGCAAAUACCAUCUCCGGGAUUCAAAUUUUAAAAUUUUGCCACAAGACCUUUGCCUAAAUUUUUUCCUGUGUAUAUCAAUGCUCGUCAAAGUAGAAAAAAUUGUUUUACGUUUCGAUCGUUCACUUUGAUCACUACCAAAUGAAAUGCGUUUUCUUUUUAGCUCGCCUGCACUUUAGUGCAGAAGGGCCAUUGCUAUAGUAAAUCACGAUUUCAGAAGUAAGUUAAAGGCGCUUAAUUUCGACUACGCCACUGAAUAUGUAUUUUUUAGGUAUAUGUAAUUUAUGCCAUUUUCCCCAUUGCUCACCCAGGGAAUCGGUAAAGUGGUCUAACAUAGUGUAUUGAUGUUUUAUUUACUAGCAAAUUUUCAAACGAUUCCUGAUUCGUGUGUUCCACCAUUAAUUCCUGACUUUGUUGGUCGGAAUGAGGAAUGCGAAGCUGUGGGUAAAUCUAUGAUGUCACAGUCAACGCGGUUAUUCAGUAUAUGGGGCUCACCAGGAUUUGGUAAAACGUCAAUGGCCAUUGCCACUGGAAACCAACUAAAGAAUCAAGGGGAGUCUGUUUAUUACUUCUCAUUCCGAGGUGUAAGUACCAUGAAAGAAUUCACCUCGAAAUUACUUGGCUUAUUCAUACGUUCAACAGAGUUGAAUCACAACGUAAAUAUAACCCCUGCUGAUGAGCUUCUUCGCGCCUUUCGAAGUAUUAACAUCCGCGUUUUUGUCAUUCUCGAUAAUAUUGAUGAUCUUUUAACAUCUAGUGACAAAAAGGAGGCAGUGUUAAAUUUCACAACCGACGUUCUACAUCGCUGUCCAAACGUAUGCUUUUUGACCAUCACAAGAGAAUUCCUAGAAUUUAUUUAUUCCCGAUUGCAAGGAUUCGAUUCUUUGCGGUUAAAACCUUUGGACGCGCAAUCUUCAGAAACUUUGAUUCUGAAAUUCCUACCACUAUCAACAGCAGUAGACAUACAAAGCCAAAUAUCAAAGAUGUGUGGACAUGUUCCAUUAGCUAUACGAUUACUUUGUACCCUGAUCAAAGAUUGUCCUCGAGAGUUUCUGGAUGAAAUUAAUCACGGUUCUGAAGGUUUGCUAGAUGUCAUAGAUGAUCCUUUCUGUGUUUGA
Messenger RNA from Paramuricea clavata, 5473 nucleotides. The record is from the annotation of a GenBank genome assembly. Lineage: Eukaryota; Metazoa; Cnidaria; Anthozoa; Malacalcyonacea; Plexauridae.